This is a messenger RNA of Cynoglossus semilaevis (tongue sole), 2146 nucleotides long. RefSeq names its product dual specificity tyrosine-phosphorylation-regulated kinase 4-like. Gene Ontology annotation, biological process: peptidyl-threonine phosphorylation; peptidyl-serine phosphorylation. Gene Ontology annotation, cellular component: cytoskeleton; cytoplasm. NCBI's taxonomy places the organism in Eukaryota, Metazoa, Chordata, Actinopteri, Pleuronectiformes, Cynoglossidae. Gene Ontology annotation, molecular function: protein serine/threonine/tyrosine kinase activity; protein serine/threonine kinase activity; ATP binding. The transcript has 10 exons. The coding region runs from base 209 to 2017 and encodes 602 amino acids. The record is from RefSeq and is a predicted model, not a curated record.
CUUUAGCACACAGUGAGUAUAAUAAGAAAAAAGGUUUAUAAAUAAAAACCAAGGAGACUGUGACUUCCUUGUCUCCUUCCUCCUACAGCUGGACUCCUUCUGCUCUUUCUUGACUUUAUCAAAGAGGAAACAACUUUUAAAGAUUCUCUCUGCUGUUCACUUCAAAGGAUCAGAGUCCUUCUAUGUGCUUGUUGGCAUCUAACUGCACAUGUCCUCCAUUAGAGUCCAUUCUUUUCCUGGGCUGGUCAUUCAUGUGUAUCAGCGGACACUUGUUUUGUCGGCAGCUGUGUUUUUACGCCAGUUGACAUCCACCAUGUUGGCGUUGUUGACUUACUCGGGCAGGGAUGACCUGAGUGUAACUCACACCUACAGCCAGCAGGCUCUGCUGCCACCUGUGGCCAAGGGCAGACAGGACAACCCACAUAGACCCAACCAGUCUAAACAUACGAUGUUUCCUCCAGUCUGGCCGUACCUGCAGCUCGGUGCUAAAAGUCAAAGAGCCGUCCUUCCGCCCAUCAGUAAGGGCCGUCAGGAGCACGCUCCAGGCUCCAGGUCCAGCCCCUCCAAGCAUCUGUUGUUGCCACCAAUCAGCAAGUCCCCACAGUAUACCAGCAGAAGUCAACGAGCUCUGCCGCCCACUGUCCCCAAGGGCCAACAGGAGUAUCUGCGGGGGCCCAGCCCAUGUAAGAAUACUACGUUACCACCAAUCAGCAAGUGCCCACUCUAUAGUAGCAAAGGUCAGCAAGCUGAUCUGCCCCCGGUCUCCAAGGGCCGACAGAAUUACCUCCGGCAGUUUCUGACAGAUUACGAGCUGGACGAGAUCAAGCACUACAGACAGGUGUGGUACAUGGGAGAGAAGUUGGUCAAGGUUCACGGUCAGGUGGCCAAGUACGGCUUCGACACCAAGGAAGGAUACUACAGAGCAUUCAUCAACGACCACUUGGCCUACCGCUUUCAAAUACUGAAGGUGCUCGGAGAGGGCUCCUCUGGACAGGUCCUCAAAUGCAUGGACCACAAGUCCAAAGAACACGUGGCAGUCAAGAUCAUUCGAAACAGUGACAGGAUUCAUCAGGUGGGCAGGGCCGAGGUCAACAUGUUGAAGGCCCUGGGGAAGUCGGACCACAACAAAAUGGCAAACAUCGUCCACAUGAAGGAGAACUUUUAUUUCCGCAGUCACCUCUGCAUCACUUUUGAACUCCUGGGAAAAGAUCUUCGUCAAGCCCUGAGAUCCUCUUCCAAAUACAAGAUCAGUGACGAGGAGCUGAGGAAAUACACGAUGGACAUGCUGACCUGUCUGCAGCUGCUUAAAAACAACGGCAUCGUCCACAGUGACCUCAAACCGGUCAAUAUUUUACUUUACAAAAAGAAUGAAGAAAAACACGCAGCCGUCGGCGACUUUGGUGGGAGUUACUUUGUGGAAACGACAAGUAAACCCAUCACGUUCACAGUUAACUACGCCUCCCCAGAGGUGCUGCUGGGAAAGAGCUGCGGUCCAGCGGCCGACAUGUGGAGCCUGGGCUGCACCAUAGCAGAGGUCUACCUGGGCCACCGUCUGUUUGCGGGACAUAACUUUGUCCACCAGUUUGACUGUAUCAUGGAGGUGCUGGGUCUCCCUCCUGCAGCCCAACUGGUCAACGCUCCGAGGAAAAACAUGUUCUUUGAUAACGGAGGAAUCCCUCUGAAGAUUGAACACAUCAUAAGUCACAGGACCAAUCUGACCAGACGGUUGAAUUCAACCAACGACUACUUUGUCAAUUUUAUCAAACGUUGCCUCGAGUACGACCCACUGAAGAGGAUGACACCAGCGGAGGCCAUGCAGCAUCCAUGGAUCCGCCAAGCUGGCACUAAAUCUGAGACGUGUGCAGAAAUCACAGUGUCUCCCUGCAUCGCCAAGCCGGUCCUGCUGAGGAGAAACAAACCGUCGCCUGUGAGGCUGCAGCCUGUGGAUCCCAGCACAAUCAAGAGGCUCCACAACCCAGACCCUUAUCUGGACCUGUGCAUGUUACCUGUACAUUGAUGAUGUGCACAUGGGGUCACAGUGCACACUGGUCACUGUCAUGGCUUCAGUGACCUGGCAAUAUGUCAAAGACAUUUGUCCUGUUGGUUUGGUGUUGACCUGUCAAAUAAACCCUUCCUGUCAGUUUCC